This is a messenger RNA of Brenthis ino (lesser marbled fritillary), 915 nucleotides long. The record is from the annotation of a GenBank genome assembly. Lineage: Eukaryota; Metazoa; Arthropoda; Insecta; Lepidoptera; Nymphalidae.
AUGGAGGCAGCAAUAUCUACUGAAUUAACAGAUAAAAUUAUUAAUGAAUUUCAUUUCCCACAAUUAACACUUUUUGACAUUAAAAUUGACCCUGGAUUAAAAAAUGAUGAGGGAAUUGAACUACCAAGACCCUUUACAAAAAGUCAAAUGCGUAAGUGGUUGAAGAAAGUAAGAUGGGAAAAUAGUAAAGCAGAAAAACGUAGUAAAGAGAAAGCACGUGCUAAACAAAGAAGAAGAGAAGCAAAAGCGGCAAAUAUAGAUUUAGGACCUAACAGAAAAGUGUUAAAGAAAAUGAAGUUAGAAAAACCAAAAAGAACCACUGGGAUCAUUGUAGAUCUUAGUUUUGAUAAUUUGAUGAUUGAAAAAGACAGGUAUAAAGUGAUCAAACAAAUUUUAAGAUGUUAUUCUAUUAACAGGCGGUCAGAAUCACCUUUACAAUUUUUUAUAACAAGUCUUGGAGAAAAAACAAAAAUUGAUAUGUCAAGACAUAAUGGUUAUGAAAAUUGGGAUAUAGUCUACCAUGAAAAAAAUUAUCUGGAUGUAUUUCCAAAAGAAAAACUUUUUUAUUUAACCAGCGAAUCAGAUAAUGUAAUUGAAGAAUUUGAAGAAGACACCUAUUAUAUUAUAGGAGGAUUAGUUGACCACAAUCAACAUAAGGGACUUUGUCAUAGUAUUGCUGUUGAACAAGGAAUAAGACAUGGUCAGUUACCAUUAAGUAAAUAUGUUAAUAUGAAAACUAGGAAAGUUUUGACCAUUGAUCAUGUUUUCGAGAUUGUACUAAGAGUAUGUGAAGGAAUGUCAUGGCAAGAAGCCCUGAUUAAUGUGUUACCUGUAAGAAAAGGAGUACACGUGUGCGACUCUGGCAGCAAUGAUUCAUCCAGCAUAGACAUUUCUUUAAACAAUGACCUUAAUAGU